Periconia digitata is the source of this 1481-nucleotide messenger RNA. The record is from the annotation of a GenBank genome assembly. Lineage: Eukaryota; Fungi; Ascomycota; Dothideomycetes; Pleosporales; Periconiaceae.
GUACAGACUGGCUGCUUGACAUGGCCGCGGUACCUGAGUACAUGUACCCGCGUGGAGACGAUGCCCACUUGCCUACAUCCCCCCUCUCCUGCCAUGGCUGGCUCCAUGGCUCCGUUGUUUGUUUGUUGUCAGUACAUACACACUGCAGGAGACGCGAUGCUUUGUUAUUCCCGUUGAGCUGCGCGUGCAUCAACAACCCAUCUUCUUUCAAACCGCAGUAAUGUUGAUCUGCGCCUGUAUGCAUGUGUGUGUGUGUGUGUGUAAUAGUAGCUGUGCAUUCAAGGGUAGAGCAACAACGGUAAGCAGUGCGGCAGCUUGCCUCAGCGCAACCACAGGUCCACUCGCCCAACCAUCUGCCACCUUCUCUGCACGUUGAAUCGAGAUAACUGAACACGGAGAGAGAGAGAGAGAAAAAAAAUUCAAAAUAUCAUUAUCAUUCCUAUAACAAGGCCCCCAUAGCAGAAUCGAUCCCGUUUCGGCCAUUGGCAUGUCUGCGUAGGUGGUCGCUUGACCGCCUAUCUCGACUAUCGCGAAACUGGACCAACCAGCGCGCGGUUCGGCACACCCAUUCCCCCCUCCCAAAGGCAGCCAAUGUUGAAAAUUGGCGAAAAUUUUCCCUUCCUUCACCAUCACCACAGAUUGCAAUCAACCACUUCCACACCGCUACCUCCAACAUCUCGAUCUUCCCGUCUGAGAAUCCAAACAGGAAUAUGGCAGCUCGCAUGCCCGUCGACGGCGCGCGCUGGAAGGGGUCUCGCGUUGCCCUCCUUGAUAUCGGCACAAUCUCCAGCAUCUCCUUCGUCAAGGACGUCUUGUAUCCCUAUGCGCUCAACCGCCUCAGCGCUUUGGCACGCGACUCGUGGAACGACCCAACCUUCCAAGACCUUCUCGUGAGCGCGGGGUUCCCACAAGAGACGAGGCCGGAUCCUGAGACGCUGCUCGCUCACGUGCAAGAUCUGACGCGUAGAGAUGUCAAGGCCACGUAUCUGAAGCAGCUACAAGGCAAGCUCUGGAAGACUGGUUACGAGAAUGGCGAGCUCAAAACUCCACUGUUCGAAGACGUGAUUCCCGCCUUGCAAGCCUGGAAGGAAGCCGGUAGAACGCUGUCCAUCUUUUCCUCUGGCAGUGUUCAGGCCCAGCUGCAGUUCUUCUCCGUCGUGCAAGAUGGGUCCUCGACACGCGAUCUGAGACCCCUAUUUGCGUCCCACUUUGACCCAACAAUAGCUGGUUCCAAGCUGGAGGAAGCGUCGUACACCAAGAUCUGCAAAGAAUUAAGUCAAGACGCUGCCAGCGUGACCUUCCUCACGGACAAUGUGAAAGGUACGUCUUAUCAUCUCGGCGGCUUUGCUCGCUCUCUCGUCGGCGAUUUCAUCAUCAAUCCACUCUCUCGUUCUCUGUUGUCGAAUACCUGCCACGCGUUUCAAAACUCAGGGCCACAUUCCCCCCCUCCAAAACAGUCCCCCCUCUCUUCUUUUACUUGA